Lepus europaeus (European hare) is the source of this 939-nucleotide messenger RNA. Its product is annotated as olfactory receptor 7D4-like. Gene Ontology annotation, cellular component: membrane. Gene Ontology annotation, molecular function: G protein-coupled receptor activity; olfactory receptor activity. The transcript is spliced from 2 exons. Gene Ontology annotation, biological process: G protein-coupled receptor signaling pathway. The record is from RefSeq and is a predicted model, not a curated record. The coding region runs from base 1 to 939 and encodes 312 amino acids. Lineage: Eukaryota; Metazoa; Chordata; Mammalia; Lagomorpha; Leporidae.
AUGCAACCAGGGAACCAAACAGCCAUUAAAGAGUUCAUCCUCCUGGGACUUUCAGGAGAUAGGCACCUGCAGCCCCUCCUGUUUGGGCUGUUCCUGUCCAUGUAUGUGGUCUGCGUUACAGGGAACCUGCUCAUCGUCCUGGCCAUCAGCUCUGAUGCCCACCUCCACACUCCCAUGUACUUCUUCCUCUCCAACUUGUCCUUUGUUGAUGUCUGUUUCACCUCUACCACGGUGCCCAAGAUGUUAGUGAACACCCAGAUGCGGAGCAAAGCCAUCACGUAUGCAGGCUGCCUUACCCAGAUGUAUUUUUUCAUGAUUUUCUCUUCCCUGGAUAGUAUGCUGCUGACGGUGAUGGCCUAUGACCGCUUUGUGGCCAUCUGUCACCCACUGAGCUAUACAGUUAUCAUGAACCCUCGUCUCUGUGGCCUCCUGCUACUGCUUUCUUGGUUCAUCUGCCUGGCCCAUUCUUCACUACAGAGUUUGAUGAUACUGAGGGUAUCCUUCUGCAAGGAAACAGAAAUCCCGCACUUCUUCUGUGAACUUGCUCAGAUUCUCAGGCUGGCCUGCUCUGACACCUUUGCCAACAACAUUGUGCUGCGUUGUAUAACUGGCCUGUUAGGUGUUAUUCCCCUGACUGGGAUCCUUUUUUCUUAUUCUAGAAUUAUCUCUACCAUAAUGGGCAUUUCGACUGAUAGAGGGAAGUACAAGGCCUUUUCCACUUGUGGGUCUCACCUCUCAGUGGUCUCCUUGUUCUAUGGUGCAGGACUUGGGGUUUACCUCACUUCUGGAACAGUGCAUCCCUCCAGAAGGGGCUCAAUAGCCUCCGUGAUGUACACUGUGGUCAGCCCCACGCUGAACCCCUUCAUCUACAGCUUGAGGAACAAGGACAUGAAGGGGGCUCUGAGGAAGCUUCUUCAAAGAAGCUCCUCGCUUCGCUAA